AUGGCGCACCCAUUUGUCUGGGCUCUGCGUAUAGUCCACGCAUUCGAGGAUCGCAUCGUCGCUGCUAUUCUUCGUCGUCCUGGUUUCCAUCGCGGUGUCGGCCGUAUUCACAAGUACAUUGACGAGAAACAACACGGUCGCCACCCACACGAGCCGCUCGCUCCUGGCGAGGCCACCGCGGACCCCAACGCUUCCGACCGAGGUCGUAGCUUUAUCAAGCACUUUGUCGACGAAUUGCGUAACCAAGCGCGUGGCAAACCGACCGAUAUUGACAAGACGCCUCACAAAUGA
Molecule: messenger RNA, 291 nt
Organism: Beauveria bassiana ARSEF 2860
Lineage: Eukaryota; Fungi; Ascomycota; Sordariomycetes; Hypocreales; Cordycipitaceae
Exons: 4
Coding region: 1-291 (96 amino acids)
Source: RefSeq, a predicted model, not a curated record